Molecule: messenger RNA, 2226 nt
Organism: Loa loa (African eye worm)
Lineage: Eukaryota; Metazoa; Nematoda; Chromadorea; Rhabditida; Onchocercidae
Exons: 6
Coding region: 1-2226 (741 amino acids)
Molecular function (GO): serine-type endopeptidase inhibitor activity
Source: RefSeq, a predicted model, not a curated record
AUGCAUAUUUAUAACAGUGGGUUGGAAAUAAUGCUCAAGAGUACUAUCAUACUUAUACUGAUAAAAUGGAUCGGUGGUCAGGAGAUGUUAGAAAAUACUCGAUGUAAUCACUAUCCUAACAGAGGUACUUGUGAAGAUCGUGGAUUUACAACAAAGUGGUACUAUGAUCGAUAUGCACAUCGAUGCCGAGAGUUUCAUUAUGGUGGUUGUGAGGGCAAUGAAAAUCGUUUUGACUCAUUUGAAGAAUGUAGUCAAGCAUGCAGGUACGAACCUUUGGAUGACCCUAGGAGAAGGUGUGUUCAACCACAUGACCCCGGUACUUGUGCUGGUAACUUUGAACGUUGGUAUUUUGAUAUGCAAAUACGGCAAUGCGUCUGCAGCUGGUGGUCAGGAUGCGGUGGGAAUUCUAAUAUGUUUUACUCUUACACGCACUGUAUGUCAGUUUGUGGAAUUUACGCAGAUAAUCGCACUUCCGAAACUAAAAUGACCUUUCGACGAUUCAUUCCUGAAUCCAAAAGCAGUCAUUAUGUAAAUGACUUCUUGAAACUUUUGCUUAAUGAAGCUAUGUCAUCAGGAGAAGGACGACAAUACAGCAAUUUAUUUGCAAGUUCCCAGGCUGAUAAUGAUAAAGGACUUGAGAGAAAACAGCACAGCAGACCACUGCCCGGAAAGAGAAUGCGGACAAUGAAUGUACGAAAUAGCCAAGAUCGAGGUGCACAGCUAGCCAGAAGAUACCGAUAUCUACUUAAAUACAAUCCAUCGCAACAUUGGAGGAUGAUUUCAAAUCGUUUUAAACAAGAACCGGGGCAAGGAUAUAGUACCCGUAUGAUUGUACGUAAACGUGGACGUGUGUCUGAAACUUCCGAUGGAGUGCAGAUGACGCAGGAAUAUCGGGAAAAAGUGAGGACCAACGAAGCACAAGAUUAUGGACAAACUGGACAGUCAGGAGGACAAACUAGUUAUUCAAGACCUCGAGAAGUACCAGGAGGUAGCCAAGUUAUGCCUCAAACGGACUCUUUUGGCACGGCUGCAACUCCAUCACCUGAACAUCUUCAUACAAAACACAUGGAAACAUAUAUUCAACAAAUGCAGGCUUAUGAAAAUGCACGUGCUGAAGCUUUACGGGAGCGUGAGAGACUAAUACAACAACGUCGUCGUGAUGAAUAUGAACGGGCAGUGAUGUAUGAGCGAGAACUGCAACGAUAUCAGCAAGCUGUUCAAUCGGCGCAAAAUCGCGUACCGAAGGAACGAAUAGUUGAUACAGAUGUCUGGAGACAACAGCAACGAGUAUCACCACAAGAACAAUACUUGGCCUCAAGACAAGAUCAAACUGUUACAUUCUUCAAUGGGUCUUUGCCAGCAAAUCUCAUGACUUCUGAAGAAAUUAGACGUGCAAAGUUGAAGCAUCGCAAACUUCUGAAUUUCGAAAAAUUGAAGCAAAUAGAAAAAAAUCGCAAAAUACUGAAAACAACUCCAAAACCGCUUCAACAGUUGUGGUGGAUGCAAGAUCAACAGCAACAAAGUCAGACUCAGUCAGAAGAAACUGUUCAAAAACAACAACAGUUGCAAAGGCAAAGUUGGUCAAAUCAACCGGAACAGUCGGAGAGAGAUAGUCAAGGUAAUCAGCUUAGUCCUGAAUACGGAAGAGAGCUAUCUUAUUCAACUGAAUCCGAACAUCAGCAACAUACACAAUACUCUCAAACUCCCUCUGAUUCAUAUCAAGUGCAAGCUCAAGAUCAGCAAAAAGUAACUACCGAUAAUGGCAGUAGUAUGAGUGUUGCCAACGAAGCCUCUGGGAAAGUGUCCCAAUUUGAUGACCGUUCAAGUUUUGAAGAACGUUUUCCGUUUGAAAUGGUUGUCGCUGCAGAUCGAGUUCCAGAUCAUCAGGAUGCUCAUAUUGAGGAAACGGUAAGUGCCAGACCGUCAUCAACCGAAGAUUUUGAUGAAGAGAAGCAGUUGGUCACAAUUGAAGAUUACGAAGAUGAGAAUUAUGCAUAUGAUCAACAAGCUGAAAACGGAGAUCAAGGAUCAACUUUUCCGGAACACACUCCAGCAGAACUUGUUGAAGGACAAUGGACAUUGAAAAUAGCUGUACAACCUACUUUUCCUUCCUCAGUUAUUUCCCGUCCCACGGAUCUUUCUAUUAAUAUGCAGGAAAUAGUUACAGCUACAGCAGAAGCAGUAGAAAAACAAAAGGAAUCGAAAACGGAAACCGAUGUGAUAUAG